CAAUUUAAUUAAGUCAUGUGUCAUUAAUCAAAAUUGAGACUUUGGGAAAAUGGAGAGAAGUCGGAUCCAAUCCUAACUAACCAAUUUAUACAUAACUAAUUUCUACAUAAUUAGUCCCCACACUAUUUAAUACGGCUUAACUCUAACCAGCAACCAAACAUGGUCGAACUCUGUCCUAGAGGGGGCCAACGAGCACUUUCCUAUUGAAGUAGUUCAGAGAGCACUAAUAAACUGCUAGUAAAUUUUACCAAAAAGUUCUAGUAGUUUGGUAAAGGCAUAUCAAGUUGGUUGACCGGUUCUUCGAUUGCCUAUGACAGUACGCUUCUUCAGCAAAAAGAAUUUGCCCAAAAUUGUUUAGUCAAAGAAUUCUUCUUAACAGAAGUGUUUAUUAAAGAGAGACAAUUAAGAAAGAGAUGAUCAUAUAAUAUAUUAUGAUCCAUAACAGACAGUAAGUUUGCCUAAUCUCUGUUUGCAGAAAUAGUGCGGUUGGCAUGUAGGUUUAGUUGCAAACUCCUCUAACCCACUUACUGUCUGCAAUAUAUAUGUAUGUGUGUGUGUUUACUCGGCGAAAAGAAAAAACGAACAUGGCAAUGACGGUAUAUGUUCCACCGACGGCAGAAAAUAACCCUUCUGGGAAUUCAACUUGCAAGAGAGAGAGACAACAAAUUUCCAUUCCAUUUAUCUGGGAAGAAAGACCAGGAAUACCGAUAAAGGAUUGGAAACCAAAGCCUCUGGCUACUACUAACGGCACGUUUACGUUUACACCCCCAGUUAAGCUCAUUGCUUCUGUCCCCUUUGAAUGGGAAGAAAAGCCAGGAACACCACUCCCUUUUUUCUCCCAGGCCUCUCCACACGAAAAUAUCACUGGCUUACCUUCAACUGUUACAGAUGUGCAAGAAGGUGGAGACGACUUCUGGGCUGACAUUGACAAGUACAUCGAUCAGCAUGGUCAUCAUGAUGAAGAUGGCAUGUCAGAAUCAGAAGUUGUGGGGUCUGAUUCAGAAUCAAUAUAUGAAUCCUUCAGCUCAGCCCCUUCCUCCCUCCUAGCUAAUGGAUUCAUACCAACUGUGGAUAUUUCAAGUGCUCUUCCGGUGGAGCAAACUUCUCUGACAGCAGACAUACACCACAACAUAAAGUGUCCACUUUCACCAACUUCUGAAACUGGCAGCAGCGUUCUCAGUUAUGCAACUGGAACAACAAGCCUGAUUGGAACUGCUUUUCUGGAAAAGCUCUUCCCUCUAUUAUCACCUAGUACAAGCUUUCUUCAGAACUGCAGCACCCCUGAAAAAGGAGGUUCUCAUGUUCCUCCGAAAGCACUUAAUAACAAUCAAGAUCAUGAUAACAAUUGCAGCAUCAAAGUAAGGCAUCCACUAACUCUAGGUGAGCUGAUAAUGAUGAGCCGAAGAAGAAGUUACCAAAGGAAGACAGUCCAAAUGCAGAAGCAAAGCAUCUCUAAGGAAAUGAUGGAUGAUGAUGUUUUUGGAAGCUGCAUGCUUGGAAUUGGCAUCACCAUUGGUGAACUGCACAACAAGUGGAAGAGGCAGUUGCAACUCAAACUUAUCUGAAAGAUGCACAUCUUAAUUCACAGUUUGGCAGAACUUUGAAAGGACUAUCUAAGAAAGUCAUUUCUGUUAUCCAUUUUAAAUUUAAACUUGUGCAACAUGUUUCACAUUCUACUGUACAACUUGGAACUUUAAUUGACAACAUGAGUGCAACUUUAGCAUUAA
Messenger RNA from Capsicum annuum, 1727 nucleotides. RefSeq lists its product as uncharacterized. The record is from RefSeq and is a predicted model, not a curated record. NCBI's taxonomy places the organism in Eukaryota, Viridiplantae, Streptophyta, Magnoliopsida, Solanales, Solanaceae. Bases 543 to 1565 code for a protein of 340 amino acids. The transcript has 2 exons.